Messenger RNA from Adineta ricciae, 1359 nucleotides. NCBI's taxonomy places the organism in Eukaryota, Metazoa, Rotifera, Eurotatoria, Adinetida, Adinetidae. The record is from the annotation of a GenBank genome assembly.
AUGGCGUCUAAACCUCAUGGAAUAUACAGUAACCAAAACGCAGUGAAUUAUAUAAAUAAAAAAGGAAUCGAUGAACUAUUCGAGGCGAUUAUGACGGCGCUGAUGGUUCAUAAACCAGAUGAUCACAUUGCUUUUAUUCGUGAAUGUUUAGAUAAGGUGCAAAACAAUCCACAUCGCGUUCGUUGGGAUUUGUUCGUGACGAAUAACAAAGGUGCCUUACCGUCCCGACCGUCUACUCUUCGCAAUCGGCAAAAAAUCUUACCGCCAAUGCGUUCAACAAACUCAACACCGCGAACAAGUCAAUCAUUAGAUCGAAAAGCUCCAGUGAAAGCGCCAGCAUUGCCACCGAUUGACCACAACAAGCGUCUUUCUCAAAAUUUACCUAUAUUACUUCUUCUAAGUUCGUCGAAUGCAACGAAAUUAUGUGCACGAUUAUUAGAACGAUACAAUCAAGUAUCAUUUCUAUCCAUCGAAGAUAUUGCUAAUAUCGACUACGAUGGUCGUUUAGAUCUCACCAAGCAAGAACAUCGAUAUCAUUGUAUACAAAACGCCAUCGAACAGUAUCGUUCGACUUCUAACGGUUUUAUCAUCGCAGGUCAUCUAGAUGAGAAACAUUUCUAUCGAAAAUGGCUCGAAAAACUUGGACGUAUUGACGCCAUGAUUAUUUUAUCUACCGAUCGACUCAGUGUUGCCAAUAGAAAUCUGAAUAUAACUCAAAUCAACCCAAACAAUAAUUUCGACAUUAUUCUUGCUGAAGCCGCUCGCGUCACAGAUGAAAUUUUCCCAUUGAACACAUCUAAGCCAAAAUCAUCUGAAUUGACUCAACCGACCAGCAAUGGUCAGCAUGUGCCGAUCAUAUUUUGUAUUGACAAUUAUCAAUUACCGGUGAAAGAAGCGAAGCAUCCGAGAAUUAGUGCACGAUUAUCACUAGAUGCCGAAUUCGAAAACAUUGAGGAUGAAACUGAAGAGGAAAUCAACAAUUCAUUUAUACACGCAUUAGCGGAACGAAUAGCGGAAGAUUUUUCGUAUAAAUCACUUCAUUAUAUUGAUUUCAAGCAAUCAUUUCUCCGUUUCGAUCAAUUAAAAGCAACUAUGCUCGAUUCGAUGAGUACAUGUACUGGUUAUGUUAUUGAUGGUUUUCCAACGUCAUCGGAUGAACUUCGAAAGUUUCAAACUGAAAUUGGACCUUGUUCUGCGUUGAUUUACAUUGGUGAAGAGCAACCGGAGACGAAUAAUGAAGAAUUCAAUGCCAUUAUUGACAAGUUCAAAGCAGAAAACAAAGCUAUCUAUGUCGAUGGUCGAGUCGAAGUUGAUGAAAUCUAUGAAGAUCUAAAAAAAGAUAUUCUCAAACGUAUCUAA